CCGGUUAAUGUAUGCUAACUUUUACCUGAGAUCGCGUUACCAGGUUUUCAUCUUCCUGAAUGAAGUUAUAAGUGAUAUGAAGUAACACAAAAUGAAUCCAUUUAAUUGUGUAAUUGUGACAAUUUUGUAUUGUUUGGGAGUAAUUUGCAAAGGUCAGGGAUUUUUUAUUUCACAACAUGGAACGAAAUGGGACAAGUCUAGUUGCACCUUGGCAAAACCAAAGGUUGUCUGCAUGGAUGAUGGCUCAUGCGUUGUUGAAAAUGGUUUGGAAUUUCUUACAAAUGCAGAAGAUCAAGAUAAUGGGUUUUGGAUUGGAUAUGCCAAAACAUGGAUAAGUUAUGCGUACGUUGGAUGUGAGGAAUUGAAUGAUGGAGUCGAAUAUUCUGUUUCAACUCUGGGUGAAUGUAGACGUACAACAGGAUGCAAAACAUUCGGUAUACAAAAAUCAACAGCGGGUUUGCGAUGUAAAUGUGCCAGUAAAAACGCCAUCCGGACACAAACGUGCGGAGAAAAAUGUGAAGAAGUUGACCAAUAUCCGUGUGGUGGUACAGUCGACACCAAUAUAUUCUCAUUUUACACUGUUGAAAACGGUACUAAUAACAUUAAUCUAUUAUAUGUUGACCUCCAGUUGAAACUUACAACGAACUAAAUGUGAAUACAUUAUUACAAAAUGUAUGCUUACAUGUAACAAAUCUUCAUCGGAAAUCAGCAAAGAAAAGUUCGCAAGUCUACUGAUUCUGGAAGAGGAGUCAUUUUCCCUCCAGAGACACAAAUAAAUAGGGUUUUGAUGUUCAUCAAUGAAAUAUAACUUUAUAUUUUAUUUAAAAAAAAGGGAUAGCACAUGGUGUUCUUUGUACGUCACUGAUACAUCAACCUUUAUAUUUCAGUUCCUCUUAGCAAUAAUUCACAAGACAUUCACAGAAACUGCCUACUGUUCUUCUAUAAGUACAUUAAUGGAUAUGAUUAUCAAUGGAAUUCAUGUACUUUAUCAACCUAAAUGCUUUUAUGCAGCAACAAAUAUUUUUCAGAAAAUAACCCGAUGGCGGAACUAGAAAAUCCAAAUUAUGGAAAUUGGGCUCAGGCUGUUGAAAGCUGCGUCGAUGGAGGAAAAUUCCCUGCAUCGAUACAAAGUAUUAAAAAUCGGCAUUUCACAUACCAGGACACAAAGAACCACUGGACAGGAGUAAUAAAAAGAGAAUCUAUUAUAUCUUCGAGCGAUAUUCUCGAUAAAAGCACAUAUCCACCUUUGACCUAUGCAUAUGUGAAGAAGAUAAACCAGACUGUUUUCGUGAGAUUUUCUAAUGAAAGUUACUCGAAAAAAAGUGUGUGCGCAGGAGGAUCAACGGCAGGUCUCGCUGCUGGUUUGUCCGUUUCUCUGGUAGUGCUUAUCGUUUUGGUGGUCAUUGUGCUGGUGUUCUUGAAAAGAAGAGGACUUCUUGCAAAGUACUUCACACGAAAGGGUGAAAAUGGCAACCAUAACGAAGACACAAAAACCGAAAUAUCAUCCGUAUCAACACCGACACUUGAAUCUACUACAAACACAAUGAAUGAAUUAACAGCCUCAAAUCAUUCUUAUUUUUUGCUUGAAAAAACGUUUAAUAAGGAAACCGAAGAGGAGUCCGAACACUAUGCAGAGCCAGAUACGACCAAUGUUGACCAUUAUGAUUUCACUGAAAUGUCGCAGAAAGAUACUAAUAAUGAUUACGACACCACCGAUGUCAAAAAGGGCCCAGCCAAGUCCGGAUUGGCUAAGCCAAAUAGCAAUUAUAACAAAGUCAAUUUACAUCAAUCUAAUGAUUACGAUCAUAUUCAUCAAGAUGGAAUGCCGGACAGACAAACUGAAAAUGAAUACAAUAUAACCAAUAACCUGAUCGACGGCAAACAUGAAUCAAAAAGCUCUGGCACAGAUAACGUAUAUGGAAAGUCAGAAACAGAUGGAGAUAGUGGAUAUGAUACUUCCAGGGCCCUAAAACCUUGCAUGAAUAUAGAUGCGAAUGAUCAGCAAGCUGAUUAUGCCGUGGUAUAAAGAAAUGGUAGAAGUUUUUGCACAAGAAGUGAUCGAAUACCAUGAAAUAUAUAAGAAAUCGACAUUGCAUGCAGUGAUUGGCAACUAAACCAUGACAUGUUUCCGAUCAGUCCAAUUCAUUUAGGUUUGUAUUCAUUACAAGCGGAUCUUGCAGACGUGUUUUAAGCGUUAUAUGUAGUUAAUUUGAUGUAUUAAGUUGUUUAACAGGCCGUCUACAUGUAUGUUGCACUUGAUUCAAAGGUAACUUGGUUAUUUUCCUUGAUUAACCAAAUUUAAAUUAAUGCUUAAGCAUUCUAUCUAAUUCUGCUUUUAUCGUAUUUUGUACGUUCUGUAUUAAAAGCUG
Molecule: messenger RNA, 2369 nt
Organism: Mya arenaria
Lineage: Eukaryota; Metazoa; Mollusca; Bivalvia; Myida; Myidae
Exons: 8
Coding region: 998-2026 (342 amino acids)
Source: RefSeq, a predicted model, not a curated record